AUGUAUUGGAAUCCGUCUAUUUUCCCAUUAAAUCAACAUCGAUAUUUGAUUGCUGUACGUGAAUCAACGCGACAAAACUGUGGUGGUAUGAUUGGUACAUUAACAACUUUAGCCAGAGUGUUUUUUAAACCAGCCAUAAGUAAUGUUCUGAUUGGUUCAUUGAAUCCUAAUGAAUUAAUAAUAAAAUCGAACAAACAAGUUACUGUUCGUCUAAAUCAACAACUUCCUGAUUCAUUUCAGUAUGAUCCUAAUGCAUAUCAUAGCGGACACGAAGAUCCAAGAUGGGUCGCUGAUGGAGAUAAACUUUAUUUACUUACAUCAUCUGAACGACAGUCCAGACCACAUUUAUUUUUGACUAGAGUGAUGUUAAUACAACAGCAUAUCGAUAAUAAUAUGGAUAGUGAUUUAAUUAAAUUUGGAGAAACAAUCGAAUUGAGAACUCUUUUUGACGCACCGUCUGCCCAAAAGAAUUGGAUGCAUGUACCUAUACCUGUCAAUGAGAAACCGAAAGAGCAUCGUAAUUGGUUAUUAUUUGUCUAUCAAAUAUUUCCUG
Molecule: messenger RNA, 553 nt
Organism: Rotaria sp. Silwood1
Lineage: Eukaryota; Metazoa; Rotifera; Eurotatoria; Philodinida; Philodinidae
Source: the annotation of a GenBank genome assembly